AGAGACGGCGCCAUUGUUGGCCUAGAGAGGCCACUGCCGGACAAGGAGGGAACCAAGGCUUCCGCUCAACCGAGACGCAAGAUGGCUACGGAUGGGGGCGUCUAUGUGGACGACCUGGGGAGUCGGAGUCUCCUUCGCCUUGUGUCUUUCUGCGUCCUACUGGCAGGUUUGUGCAAAGGAAACUCAGUAGAGAAGAAGAUCUACAUCCCCUUAAAUAAAACAGCUCCCUGUGUCCGUCUGCUCAAUGCUACUCAUCAGAUUGGCUGCCAGUCUUCCGUUAGUGGGGACACAGGGGUUAUCCACGUAGUACAGAAGGAAGAAGACCUACAGUGGGUGUUGACCGAUGGCCCUAACCCCCCUUAUGUGGUUCUGCUGGAGGGCACACUCUUUACCAGGAAUCUGAUGGAGAAGCUGAAGGGGAGAACCAGCCGAAUUGCUGGUCUUGCAGUGUCUUUAGCCAAGCCCAGUCCUGCCUCAGGCUUCUCUCCUAGUGUGCAGUGUCCCAAUGAUGGGUUUGGUGUUUACUCCAACUCCUAUGGGCCAGAGUUUGCUCACUGCAGAGAGAUAGCAUGGAAUUCGCUGGGCGAUGGCUUGGCUUAUGAAGACUUCAGUUUCCCCAUCUUCCUUCUUGAAGAUGAAAAUGAAACCAAUGUCAUUAAGCAGUGCUACCGCGAUCACAACCUGAGUCAGAACGGCUCAGCGCCGGCCUUCCCACUGUGCGCCAUGCAGCUCUUUUCCCACAUGCACGCCGUCAUCAGCACCGUCACCUGCAUGCGACGCAGCUUCAUCCAGAGCUCCUUCAGCAUCAACCCAGAAAUCGUCUGUGACCCCCUGUCCGACUACAAUGUAUGGAGCAUGCUUAAGCCUGUAAAUACCUCUGAGACGUUGGAGCCCAAUGACAAGGUUGUGGUAGCUGCCACCCGGCUGGACAGUCGUUCCUUUUUCUGGAAUGUGGCCCCAGGGGCUGAAAGUGCCGUUGCCUCCUUCGUCACUCAGCUGGCUGCAGCUGAAGCUCUGCAGAAGGCACCCGAUGUGACCACCCUGCCCCGCAAUGUCCUGUUUGUCUUCUUCCAAGGGGAAACUUUUGACUACAUUGGCAGCUCAAGAAUGGUCUACGAUAUGGAAAAUGGCAAGUUUCCUGUGCAGUUAGAGAACAUUGACUCAUUCGUGGAGCUGGGACAGGUGGCCUUAAGAAAUUCACUAGAGCUUUGGAUGCACACAGACCCCAUGUCUCAGAGAAAUGAAACUGUACAGAACCAGGUGGAGGAGCUCCUGACCACCCUGGAGAAGAGCAGUGCUGGCGUCCCUACUGUAGUCCUCAGGAGGCUGAAUCGGUCCCAGCCUCUCCCACCAUCUUCUCUGCAGCGAUUUCUUCGAGCUCGAAACAUCUCUGGCGUUGUUCUUGCUGACCACUCUGCUGUCUUCCAUAACCACUAUUACCAGAGCAUUUACGACACUGCUGAGAACAUUAAUGUGACCUACCCGGAAGGGCAGAGCCCUGAAGAGGACCUGAACUUUGUGACAGACACUGCCAAGGCUCUGGCAGGUGUGGCCACGGUGCUGGGACGUGCACUGUACCAGCUCGCAGGAGGAACGAACUUCAGCCACACCAUUCAGGCCGAUCCCCAAACGGUUACCCGCCUGCUCUAUGGGUUCCUGGUUAGAGCCAACAACUCAUGGUUCCAGUCUAUCCUCAGGCCGGACCUAAGGUCCUACUUGGGUGACGGGCCUCUUCAGCAUUACAUCGCCGUCUCCAGCCCCACCAACACCACUUAUGUUGUACAGUAUGCCUUGGCAAAUUUGACUGGCAAGGUGAUCGACCUUACCCGAGAGCAGUGCCAGGAUCCAAGUAAAGUCCCCACUGAAAACAAGGAUCUGUACGAGUACGUUUGGGUUCAGGGCCCUUUGAAUUCCAACGAGACAGACCGGCUUCCCCGGUGUGUGCGUUCCACGGCACGACUCGCCAGGGCCUUGUCCCCUGCCUUCGAAUUGAAGCAGUGGGGCUCUACUGAAUACUCUACAUGGACUGAGAGCCGCUGGAAAGACAUCCGCGCCCGGAUAUUUCUGAUAGCCAGCAAAGAGCUGGAGUUUAUCACCCUGAUGGUGGGCUUCGGCGUCCUCGUCUUCUCUCUUGUCGUCACCUACUGCAUCAAUGCCAAAGCCGAUGUCCUUUUCAUUGCUCCCCGGGAACCAGGAUCUGUGUCUUACUGAAGAGGACCCCAACUUUUCCUGCCAGCUCUGCAGUUCACUUCCUAGAUCAUCUGUCCCACUGGGACAUAAACCACUAGUUUGUCACUGGAACCUCUCUGGGCCUGGCUCGGACUGACAUUAAUAUAAAAUGGAACUGCCCAAAAGA
Molecule: messenger RNA, 2356 nt
Organism: Kogia breviceps (pygmy sperm whale)
Lineage: Eukaryota; Metazoa; Chordata; Mammalia; Artiodactyla; Physeteridae
Gene: NCSTN
Product: nicastrin
Biological process (GO): Notch receptor processing; protein processing
Cellular component (GO): plasma membrane
Source: RefSeq, a predicted model, not a curated record